CUCCUCUUCCUCCUCCGCUUCCUCAGAAAUCAACUCCUCCUCGGGACGAGACGACUCGUCUCACUCCUGCAGCACGGUGUCUCCUGUCCUCGCCUUCUACCUCUCAGCUGCCGCCUCCUGCCGCCUCCACCGCGGCGGCCAUGCCUCCAGUCGGCAGUGCGUGUGUUCUCCUCCUGCUCACAGCGAGCCUCUGCUCCGCAGACAAGAUGACAGCAGCCACCGUGUACUGGGAUCCGCUCCAAAAGAACGUCCUGCUGAAGGAAGGCGUGCUGGAGAAGGAGGGGGAUGCGUACGGGUACCUGAACAACACCUUGUCCAGCACAGGCUGGAGCGUCCUAGAGAUCCGCGCCGGCUACGGAAAAACUCCAGAGACCGACGAGGUCACCUUCUUUCUGGCCGGAUACCUCGAAGGCUUCCUCACCGCCCAGCAGAUGAUGGACCACUACACCAACAUGUACCCGCAGCUGAUUGACGACCCAAGGAUCCUCGGCCUGGUUCAGAGUUUCAUGGCGAAGCAGGAUUCAUGGGUCAGAGAGCAAGUGAAGUCCAACAAGAGCUCCGAUCCUCUGUGGAGACACGCAGGCUUCAUCGUGGCCCAGAUGGACGGACUACAAGCCGGAGCAAGGGACUGGGCCAAGAAACAAGGGCUAAAGCCGCUGUCCCUGUUUGCCAUCCAGUUCCUGAAUUCAGUGGGAGACCUGCUGGAUCUGAUCCCGGCCUUGGUCCCCAGCCUCCGAAACAGAGACUUCAAACUGCCGGGGAUGGGACACUGCUCUGCGCUCAUCAAGAUGCUUCCCGGCUUUGAGAACCUCCUGUUCGCCCACUCCAGCUGGUACACGUACGUUGCCACGAUGCGGAUCUACAAACACUGGGACUUCCACAUCGCCGAGCCCAACACGGCCACUGGGAAACUGUCGUUCAGCAGCUACCCUGGUUUCCUGGUGUCUCUGGAUGACUUCUAUCUCCUGGGCAGUGGUCUGAUGAUGACCCAAACCACCAACAAUGUCUUCAACUCCUCCCUGUUCGAUCUGGUCUCCCCCCAGAGUCUGCUGGCAUGGCAGAGGGUCCGGCUGGCUAACAGUCUGGCUCACACCGGAGAGGAGUGGGCCCAAACCUUCUCCAAGCACAACUCUGGUACCUACAACAACCAGUACAUGGUGUUGGACAGGAGCAAAGUGAAGCUGGGCCACAGCGUCGAUGACGGUGCUCUGACGGUGGUGGAGCAGAUCCCUGGUCUGGUGGAGUUCUCCGACCAGACACAGGCUCUGCGCAGAGGUCACUGGCCGUCCUACAACAUACCUUUCCACCGGAAGAUCUACCUGCUGAGCGGUUACGUUGAAAUGUCGAAGAAGUACGGAGAGGACUUCUCCUACGAUCUCUGUCCCAGGGCCAAGAUCUUCCGCCGGGACCAGGGCGGCGUCAAGGACCUGGACUCCUUGAAGCACAUCAUGAGGUUCAACGACUACAAGAAGGAUCCAUACUCCAAAGAUGACCCCUGCAAGUCCAUCUGCUGCCGAAACGACUUAAGGUCCGAGGAGCCUUCACCGGGAGGUUGCUACGACACAAAGGUGACAGAUUUCCAAAUGGCUGGGGCCUUCUGUGCGGAGGCGGUGAACGGGCCGACCACACAGGACGGACUCCCGCCGUUCAUUUGGGAUAAAUUUAGCAACAUCAGCCACCAAGGUCUGCCGCAGUUCUACAACUUCACCUUCGUCAGGAUGCAGCCUCUGCUCUUCGCACCGUGAGGAGUGUGUGUUUGUGUGUUUGUGUGUGUGUGUACACAAUCUUCUUUCUUUUGUGAUUAUUUUAUUUGUUUGCACAAGAUUUUAUUUUAUCUGCUGCUGCUUAAACAUCAGAUCGACGUCCCACCAGCAUGUUUUCAUUGUAAUAAAUACAUUUAUUGUCCCUCCACCUGAUAAAAUGCUGAACUUUGCCUUCGAUCUGUUAAAGUGCCAUUUUAAAUCAGUGGGUUUACACACUUUUCUCAGGUUGUGAUGAAUGAUUGGAAAUACAGUAUAAAUCAGGGUUGUUUUCAUUCCUGCAGCCAUUUGUGCCUUGACCACUGAGUCACUUUAUGAUGUUAUGAAAUCCAUCAAUGCAUUUGAGCUGUCUUGUCUUUUUGCUCCUUUAAUUCUUUUGAAAUGCUCAAAAUCUUCCACUUAACAAUAUCGAGGUGAUGAAGACAAUCAGUGCAAUGUCAAACUCAGGAAAUAAUCUUUUCUGGUGAUGUGAUUUACGAGCAUCUCAUUUUGUACUUUGUCCAGAAUGAAAAUAUUUCAGUUUUGUAUUUUUGUAUAAUCCUACGUGUAAUGCUGCACAUUUUGUUCAUGCUAUGAUUUCAUGUGUAAAACUGUUUAUUAAAGUUUUACUGUUGCAACUGAA
Paralichthys olivaceus (Japanese flounder) is the source of this 2382-nucleotide messenger RNA. It is a transcript of the gene plbd1a, whose product is annotated as phospholipase B domain containing 1a. NCBI's taxonomy places the organism in Eukaryota, Metazoa, Chordata, Actinopteri, Pleuronectiformes, Paralichthyidae. Gene Ontology annotation, molecular function: glycerophospholipase activity. The record is from RefSeq and is a predicted model, not a curated record.